AUGAGCUUUCAUGACUUUUUGGACCGAAGUCCCUUGGGGCUUGAAAGGUAUGAUGUCAUAAGGUACCUUGGUUCAGGUGCAACUAGCGAUGUGUUUCUUGUAGUCAACAAAAAGAACAAACGGCUGUAUGUUCUCAAGCAAAUCUCGCUGUCGAAUAUGACGGAAAAGGAUAGAUUACAAAUCAAGCAAGAAAUUUUCGUCAUGGACAAGAUCGACCACCCCAAUGUUGUCAAGUUCAAAGAAAGCUUUACGGGGGAUAGUUCUGUUAAUAUAAUAAUGGAGUACUGUGAGUGUGAUACUUUGGAGCAACUCAUUGAACGACGACGAGGCAAGGGGAGGCCUUUUGCUGAAGACUUGCUUGUCGAAUGGAUGGCAGAACUCCUUUGUGCCUUAGCCUACAUCCACUCCAAGGGUAUUCUUCACCGCGAUAUCAAGACGAGCAAUAUUUUCGUGACAAGAAAGAAUCACUUCAAAUUAGGUGACUUUGGUGUAUCUACCUUCUUGGAAAAUAAUGAAGCAGGAGAUUGGAGGAUGAUAGGGACGCCGCUAAACUUUGCUCCGGAGGUUUGUGAAAGCGCCACUUAUAACGAGCGCAGCGAUGUGUGGAGUCUGGGUGUUGUAUUCUAUGAGAUGUGCACAUUGCGACCCCCCUUCGAGGCUCACAACCUGUUCUCUCUCUUUGAAAAGAUUCUCACCGCCGACGUGGCGCCAUUCCAGCCAGGACUCUCCCUCCGUCUGGAGGAGAUUGUGCGCGAGAUGCUGAACAAGAACCCAGCGCAGAGGCCCACUGCCCAGGAGCUUAUUCAUGAGCACUGGAGGGUGAGCGCGAGCCAUCCAUCCCACCCUUCACAAAACCCACAGCGAGGACGCCUCACACAGCAGCUCUACGGCCCGGAAACCUCCUCUGCGAAGGGCUGGCGGUGCUCCUGCAAUCGGAUGACGGGCACGUCGAUCUGCCCUCGCCGCUCCCGUGGAUCAACCGCGUUGAGGUGUCGGGAAUCCUGA
Phytomonas sp. EM1 is the source of this 1005-nucleotide messenger RNA. The record is from the annotation of a GenBank genome assembly. NCBI's taxonomy places the organism in Eukaryota, Euglenozoa, Kinetoplastea, Trypanosomatida, Trypanosomatidae.